AUGAUUCAAUUCCAACGCAGCUUCUCCUUCUUCUCCACCACCACCACCACUCCUUCUCCCUCUCUUCGCCACCUCAUGUUUCAUAUCAGGUCGUUUCACUAUCCGCUAAUCCCGCCGCACGUGAAUGUAACCAACAAUCCCGUCCAACGCCGUAACCGUUUUCCAUUUCGUUCAUUUGGUGUCUCUAAUUUCACUACUUUGAAGUCCGUUACGUCGGUUAGCGGUUUCGGUUUUCAGUUUCCGGGGAACGGCGUUGGGAGGAGUUUAUUGAUUUCGUCUGUGGCGACGGAGAAGAGUAAACGGAAAAAAGUUGUCACUGUUAAAGCUGUCGCGGUUCGUGGUAAGGAUAAGGAUAAGGCUGUGAGUUCUAAGAAAGCUGUUGCUAAAGAAAUUGAAAAUGUGGAUUUAGGGAAAACUGGUUUGAGUGAAGAGUCUAAGAGUGAUAAACAGGAUUUAAAAAUUAAUGCUGCUAAGAAGAAGAAGCUGGUGCAGAGUAAGAAGAAAGAUGUUAAGGCUUCUGCUGCAACCAAUUCGUCGCAGGUGGUUGUUGAAAAGGUUUCUAGAAAGUCAUCUUCUAAAGGGAAGAAGACUAAUUUAAAGGAGAGUUCAUCCAGUAGCACUUCAAAAGAAAUAAAGGAUGAUUCUGCUUCUACAAGGUCGAAUAAGAAGAAGGAAGUCAUCUCUAGCCAGGUUGAUCUAGAGAAGCCGCUAGGGAAAUUUACGGAAAAACCACUGUAUCCACCUGUGGGGAAGUCUGUCAUGGUUGUUGAGUCUGUCACGAAGGCAAAAGUUAUUCAGAGAUACCUUGGUGAUAAGUAUGUAGUCUUGCCAAGCUAUGGUCAUGUAAGAGACUUGGCUUCGAGGUCUGGAUCUGUGCGACCUGACAAUGAUUUUAGUAUGGUGUGGGAAGUUCCACCAUCUGCCUCAGCUCACCUGACGAGCAUCAAUAUUGCAUUGAACGGAGCAGAAAAUCUUAUCCUUGCAUCAGAUCCUGAUCGUGAGGGAGAGGCAAUUGCAUGGCACAUAAUUGAGAUGUUACAACAACAGGGAGCUCUGCACGAUAAUAUUUUUCUGGCUAGAGUUGUCUUUCAUGAAAUAACUGAGCAAGCUAUAAAAAGUGCUUUACAAGCUCCACGAGAGAUUGAUGUGAAUUUGGUUCACGCUUACCUUGCACGGAGGGCUCUUGAUUAUUUGAUCGGGUUUAACAUUUCACCAUUACUAUGGAAGAAGUUACCAGGUUGCAAAUCAGCAGGAAGAGUUCAAUCUGCUGCACUUUCUCUUAUAUGUGAUAGAGAAAUGGAAAUCGAUCAAUUUAAGCCCAAGGAGUAUUGGACUAUGGAGGCCACGUUUAGUAUGGAAGAGCGUAGAUUAAACAAGGACUUAACAUUUCUUGCUCACCUGACCCAUUUUGAUUCAAACAAGUUGAAUCAAUUUUCAAUUACUUCUGGUGAGGAGGCAAGGGAUAUCGAAAGCAAAAUAAACUCUGCUGAGUUUCGGGUUAUUAGCAUGAAAAGAGGCAAAUUUCUAAAAAAUCCUCCCACACCUUAUAGAACAUCAACACUUCAGCAAGAUGCUGCAAACAAAUUGAAUUUCUCAGCAAGUAAAACAAUGAUGCUAUCUCAGAAACUCUACGAGGGAGUUGAACUACCUAAUGGUAUAUCAGUGGGUUUGAUAACAUACAUCAGAACUGAUGGACUCCAUAUUUCUGAUGAAGCUGUUGCCAAUAUUCGCUCCCUGAUCAUUGAAAG
Molecule: messenger RNA, 1748 nt
Organism: Vicia faba (fava bean)
Lineage: Eukaryota; Viridiplantae; Streptophyta; Magnoliopsida; Fabales; Fabaceae
Source: the annotation of a GenBank genome assembly